Messenger RNA from Chironomus riparius, 556 nucleotides. The record is from the annotation of a GenBank genome assembly. NCBI's taxonomy places the organism in Eukaryota, Metazoa, Arthropoda, Insecta, Diptera, Chironomidae.
AAAAAAAUAAUAACACAUAAACUAAGAAGGAUUUAUAAUCAAUAAGGAGCAUUAAGCAAAUUUUAAGUCACAUUCAUAACUUAUUUUAAAUAGUUUCAAUUUAUUAAAUAAAAAAAAAAACAACACAAGCAUCAUGAGUACAGAACAAGAACCAGUCACAGUUGAAGCAGCAGCAGAAGAAAAGACAGAGACGAAAGAAGUCAAAGGAACAAAGCGAGCUGCCGAAGAUAAGAAACCCGAGCAAGCCAAAAAGUCGAAGAAGGACGAAAAUGGAGCCGAUGACGAGGAUGAUGUUGAGGAUGAAGGAGAUGAAGGUGAAGAUGAGGAAUAUGAGCUAAAUUACGAGGGCGAAGAAAUUGAUGGUGAAGAUGAAGAAGAGGAAGAUGGUGAUGAGGAUGGUGAAGAGGACGGCGAAGAAGAAGAGGAGGAUGACGCAUAAUCGACAAAACUUCACCUUUUGUAAAUGUGCAGUGACUGAAGAAAUCUUAAAAGAAUAAAAAAAAAUCACAAAAAAAAACACUUCAAAAAACCUAAUAUUAAAAUAAUGAUUAAAAUA